AAGGCGCGAUUCGAGUCAAACGCGCUGCAUCGCGCGCGCAUUGCACGGCGCGCACAGUAAUUACUGCAAACGCAUCGUAGACAACGCGCGCGCAGCGCUUCGGCCGCAAAAGCCACCGCAAAGCGCCCACCACAAAGGCCAGCAAGGCUGCUGACCCGCAGCAGCAGGCGCGCGCAGCCAUGCAGCACCCCCUGCCACCGCAGCCGCCGGGACCAGAUAGAGUAGCGAUAUUAAAAUUCGACGACCGCAACCGUUAUGGUACGGACGGCGUGCCCGCCACUUUACUGUACGGCGGAGGCGUCAAAUACAUCGUGACCUGCAAGACGCCAACGAAGCUCAACCAGUGGGCCAAAGUUAAAUUAAGAGAGAAUGAUGACGACGUCAAGGGCGCACGGUAUGCGGAUCUCAUCGAAAUUUUAGGACCGGUCGGCGACCACGCUACGGAACUGUUAGCCUUUCAACUGCAUUUCCGCGUGAAGCCCUGCCGGUAUCCGGCACAGCCCUGGGCCUUGUCUGACCCAGAUGAUCGGAGGGACUGCCGCCACUUGCACUGCAUGUCCAUUGAUAAUGCCUCCACCAGAGAUGUAGAUGACGCCCUGUCAAUCCAUGAGGAGAAUGGGAGAACGGUCCUCGGCAUUCAUAUUGCGGACGUCGCUUGUCGGAUUCCGCCGGGAUCGCCCUUAGAUGUCUGGGCCCUGCAACGAGCCGCGUCGGCCUACAACUCGGGCGUUUACACCGACGAUGACCGCAUGGAGGGCGGCGCAAGUGUCCCCAUGCUCCCGCCCCAGUUGGCCCACGACGAGCUGUCGUUGAACCAGGACGUCGACCGUCAUAGUGUCACGCUCUGGCUCACUAUUGAGAAUGACGCGGUCGUAAGCGCGCGGCACGAACGAACACUAAUCAGAAACAGGGACAAGACGACCUACGACGCGAUGCGCGUUGCGUCAGAAGGCCCGCUCCGGCAACUGAGGGAGCUGCUUGAAAAACUAUCGCGGGAGGAGGACCCGGAAGACCUCGUCGCGUGGCGCCGCGGCGUCCGAGGUCGUCGCGUCGCGUCGAUGGCGUCGGGCGCCACACAUACGCCAUCGCCGCGCGCAGGUGGGCCAUGAUCAAAUACAACGCGCACAUGGGUACGGUACUGGCUUCCAAAAAACAGUGGCCCGGCGGCAUCCUGCGCGCGCAGCAGGAGCCGAAGACGGCCGCGUCGUAUGUCUCGGCGAUUGGGAGCGACGUGGGCCACGCGUCGCUGGAGCUGGAUUUCUACGCGCAUAGCUCGUCGCCGAUCCGACGCUUCGCGGACCUCAUAAACCAGCGGGCGAUUUUUGAUGAACCUCUACCAUCUCAUUGGGGCGAUUCCGCAUUAGCACAGUUGAACGAGCGGAACACCGAAUUAGCACGCUACCAUGCUUCUGUCGACGCCAUGGAACUUGCGUACUCUUGUAGGAACGCGCCGCGAGUCUACGAUGGUAGAAUAGAAACGGACGACGAGGGCCUAUGUCUCUUAGUCCACACUGAAAAAAGACGAGUGAGAAUACCUCUACAUGAUUCGUAUUUUGCUGAACCUAUAGUUGAAACGGUCAAGAACGCCUCAGAAGUGAAGGUCGAGCUCUUCGGCGUGCUCAUUGCGUCGCGAACGCGAUUGCGGGCGCGGUUGGUGGGCGUCGGCGAUACGCUACAAAGGGGCUUCUCCGACGAGGGGCGAAGCGCGUCGAUGCAGCGCGUGCCCUCUACCUCAUCUGCCCAGAAGCCCUUGCCAUCUUCUGCUGACGCCUAUAUCCAGGCGGCGGCCUUGGCCGCCGAGGACAACGCGCCCGAAAUCACGGGCGGAGCUUUGGAAGAGUCUUACGUGAAUGAAACGCUCGGUUAUCCGAUCGACGACUUCCAGAGAAGAAGCUUAGCUGUUAUCGUGAAGCAAGACAUUGAUUUGUUGGCCAUGGCUCCUACGGGAUCGGGGAAGACGGCCGUGGCACUCAUAGCGAUCCUCCAAGCCUUCAAGCGCGGUCUGCGGGCCGUGUAUACCUCGCCGAUCAAAGCCCUAUCAAAUCAGAAGUACGCCGAGUUCUGCGAGUGGUUCCGCAAGAAGGGUAUUGAUGCGCACGUGACGUUGCUGACGGGCGAUGUUAAGAUUCGCGCCCCGCCCGGGAGUGAGAAGGAGUUGAUCAUUUGCACGUCCGAGAUCCUCAGAAACAAGCUCGUGAAGGCGUCCGGCACGCAACCGGCGGCCGUGCACUUCGCCGCCGCGAAGGCCGCGGCCGAGGCGGGAGAUUCUGAGGCCGCGACGGCUCUCGCGGCGUUAAUCCGGGACGGCUUCACGGGAGACGGCGAUCCGGACCUAGAGCGCUUGGGCUGCGUCGUCUCCGACGAGAUCCAUUAUAUAAAUGACGUGGACCGGGGCGCGGUCUGGGAGGAGACGCUGAUGCACAUGCCGGCGUCGAUUCAGCUCGUGGCUCUCUCGGCGACGCUCAAGGACCCCGAGUCGUUCUUGCGGUGGAUCGAGCGGGCGCGAGGCCGGAAGGGCGAGCUCGUGAGGAGGUUGGAUCGGCACGUGCCGUUGCACGUGGGCGGGCUGGACCCGAAGACCGGCGCGUUCCUGGAGUUUUACGGGACCCACGAUAGUACAGAUCACAAAGCUGGCGUGUUUGACGGCGAGCAGUUCAACAAGCUCUUUUCCCUCAAAGUGUUGGAACGGAGUAAUGAAAAGAGUGACAAGGCCAAAGCACAGGCGGCCUCGGCUCGAAGCGAACGCGACGCGGAGCAUCAAGCUAGGCGCGACGCCUUCGCCGGUGGACGGGCGUCCACCUCUGGCCGAUCCUUGAAGACCUUCGGGCGAGGCGGCCGAGGUGGUUCCUCGCGACAGCAGUCGAAGCCGCUGAACUUCAGUAACGAGUGCCAAAAAUUGGCCAAGGCACUCGACGCCGCGGACAAGUGCCCGGCGAUCGUGUUCUGCAUGUCUCGCAAGCUUUGUUGCCAAGGCGCGCAUGCUUGCAAGAGUCUCAACUUGCUAUUAGGUACGAGGGGUCCUCCCCGACCCGGAGACGACGCCUCACCCUCGGAAAUCUAUGAUUGGGAGCAGAACGAAUUACUAAGGAGAGAAAGAGCUCGCACCGCCGAGACGCAGCGCCAGCAGAUGCACCGCAAGUAUUUGCAGAGGUAUAUGCCCGAACUUGGGGAACUCGAAGCUUACAGGGAUAUUAAUUUUUUACUGGAGCGGGGUGUCGCGUAUCACCACUCCGGCAUGUUACCUAUUUUAAGGGAGUUCGUCGAGUUGUGCUUCCAGCAGAAAUUAGUACGACUCGUGUUCGCUACUGAAACGUUAGCUGUUGGCGUGAAUAUGCCGGCGCGGACCGUAGCUUUUACGCAGUUGGAUAAACCGGACGACACGGGGGCGAAGCAGGGCCACCGGUGGCUGCGGGUCGACGAGUUCUGGCAGAUGGCCGGUAGGGCGGGAAGACGAAGCUUAGAUAGUGUUGGUUAUGUUGUUUAUGCACCUACAUUAAGCGUGGCGGGUCUGAGGAACUUGUGUCCUUUACAUGAAAUGAACCGGAUGCUGACGGCGGACGUCAUGGGGGCCACUUCCCAGUUAGUUGUGGACCGGCCCUUUGUCCUGAGGCAUGUGGCGCGAGGCCAUGGGAUUGAAGUUUUAGAGAAAACUUUGAAGGCCGACGAAGCUAGGCGUUUAAAUGGUGUGCUCGAGAAGCGCAUGGCGAAGGUUUCUAUAUCUGACGAUGACAGAAAUGCGUUCGAGCGGUAUCGCAAGGUCGUCGGCAAGCUCGAACCGUCCUCGACGUCGUCGGGCAUCGCCGUGCGCCUGUCCCAGAAGGAGGUCAAGAAGCUCCAGAAGGAAAGACGUACGAUAGAGGAGGCGUAUCCCGGCGGCUCGCAGGCCUUCCUCGACGCGCUCACCAAAGACCAACAAAGGCAGCGCCAGGUCGACGCCAUCGCCGAGAACGCGUUAGCCUUACGGGACGCCUGGCACCGGUCGCGGACCUGGCUCGAGUCCUGCGGCUUUAUCGAUGUGAAUGGUCAAUUGACGCCGCGGGGGAAAUGCGCUGCGGCCUUUGCUGAUGGUGAACCGCUCAUCGUCGGGACUUGUAUUGCGGAUGGUGCUUUACAAAGUCUGAAACGAGAAGAGAUCAUGGCCUGGCUGUGUCUCUUCAUACCCGACCGCUCCGGCAAGGCUGAGGACCCCCUCCCGCGCGACGUCGCCCAGCCGUCCUCGGACUUACUAGCGACGUGCGCCUACGCCGACGAACUGGCUCAACAGCUGGAUCUGGACCCGCCUCCUAGACGUUUGUUGUUGCUGGCUUUGGAUUGGUGCCUCACGAAGGACAUCCACCGCGUGGCGCGCGCGGUCGACCCGCACUUACUAGGGUCCUUCGUCAAGUCCGUCAUGCGCAUCCUGUCGUACGUCGACGUGGUGCGCGAGGUGCUUUUGGGGCUCGGGGAGUACGCGACGCACAACGCGCUCGACGCGCACGCGGACGCGCUGCUCGGGGGGCUCGUGACGAACGAGAGUUUGUACUUGCGGCUGGACUAGGGCGUCUUUCUUUGUGGUGAUAUAAGUUUAUUCCUCAGUGCGGC
Messenger RNA from Pelagomonas calceolata, 4581 nucleotides. The record is from the annotation of a GenBank genome assembly. NCBI's taxonomy places the organism in Eukaryota, Pelagophyceae, Pelagomonadales, Pelagomonadaceae.